AAAACAAAUUUGAUAAAAUAUAGUGUAAUGAUAUUUGGAUGAUUAAUACUUAUAAUGUACCUAGAUAUACAACAAAUGUAAUCGGCUAACUAAAACAGUCAGAAUCUUGGAUUUUGACUUUACCCGGUGAUUUAAAAAAAUCAGUUUAGUGGUCUUGUUAAAAUGGAUUUAUUGAAAACUCCUUCUGUUCAAUCUUUGCUGGACUCCGAUUUAGAAUCAGUUGGAAGUUUACAAUAUAUGGACUUUGAAGAGUUAGAUGAAGUUGAAUAUGCUUUGCCAACAAGCGAGGCCCCAACUCUGGCCGAGGUCCUGUCUGCUGAGGAUGAGGGUGAAGAAAAGAUACCAUUCAAACCUGUUGAGGAGCCUUCCAGCUGCUCGGCUGUGCAAAUAGACUUUCUGCAGGCUGUAUCCCAACAAAUUAUACAAGCUCAGGAAAGGUCAUCAGCAGGUACUGCUACAGCCCUCAGUGUUGGUGCGAACGGAAAACUAACUGUAGGCACGGCUCACGGCCACCUACUAACAUUUUUUGAACAAACAUUGCGGUGGGUAUGUGACUCCAACACAGACCGUGGCGCAGUCUCAUGCGUAGCUUAUAAUCAGGAUAGCACACGCCUCCUGGCCGGAUACGCAAGAGGUCUCAUUUGCCAGUAUGAUAGCAUACAAGGAGUCGUUUUAAGACGCGUGACGUUGGGCGGUGAGAUUUGGGGAACGCUAAGGGUCACAUGGGCUGGAAUGUCUGGAUUAGCGCUAGAUACGGGUGGAUCCGUGUGGCUGAUUAAAUUCUCACGUCCUCUUGGCGUGCGAUCCGCCCGCUCGUCUUGCUUGUUCUCUGGCGCCCGAGGAGAAGUAGUGGCCAUGGCGGCUCGUGAUGCCCGCAUCCUAGCGUUGGCGACUCUCUCUCGAGUGAUUAUUGUGGCCGGCGGCCGCGCGGCCGGCGUCCGGCUCGCCGGCCCGCCCGACACGCUCCCAGUACUAGCGUGGAGCGACACAGAUGAACGCGUAUUAGUUUGUGGACGAUCAAAAACGUUACAAUGGCUUGCAGUAAACGUCACCGGAUCGUCCAUAUUGCUUCGUCCUGUACAUCGUGUGGAGCUAAAGAGUUCGCCCUUGUGGCUGGGCUGGCUCGGCGGAAAUCUCGCAAUAUUUGACGCGGAUGAGAAUCUGAGACUAUGGGGCGAUGAUUAUGAUAAGCCAUUGGAUUUGUCGCAAAUCGAACCGGUCUACGCGUCUGCUUUUUUUAAGGGUCUGUGGACAGACGGACGCGUGUCUCGAGCUAUGUGUAUGGCGGGAGGGAGCGCGCUGGGCGGCGCGUGCGUGGCGGAAGGCGCGCUGGCGCUGCUCGGCCGGAGAGGCGUGGUGCGCGUGCGGCCGCGCGACCUGCUGGCGCGCGCGCAGGCGUCCAUGUGUUCCGGCCGCCACGCCCAGGCGUUGAGACUGCUGUGCUCGGCGCAAGGGCCAGACGCUGCAGCGCUGGCUAAUUCCUUCAUUAUCAAUAUCUCUGAAAGGCCACAUUUAUUGAGCAACAAGGCGUUAGCAGACCUGGCCAUCAAAUUGUGCCUAAAAUUUAAUUUGGGCGAAGAGCUUUGGUCCUGUCUGUGGGAGCAAUGCGCGGGGGAAAAGGUAUUCGUGGAGGCGUUAGGGGAAGCAACGGUUCGCGGGGAACUUUACGAUGCACCACCUUCGCCCGAUUGCUCACAGGAAUUGAUAGAGCGGCUGGCGGACUGCGAUCCGGGCCUGGUAGAGCGAGUCGUGGCCUCACUGCCACUGACGUCGCUCGACCCGCAUCGCUCCAGCGUGUUCACCCGCGACAAGGGACUCUGGCGCGGCGUCGGCGCCAUCGCGGCGGCUUUAGGCGGUUCGAGUGGCGCCAUGAAGGAACUCGUAGGCUAUGUGGAGGCGUCGUGCGGCGGCGGUCCCUCGUGUCGCUGCGCGGGCGGGGCGCUGCUGCUGGCGGCGGCGGACGCGCUGGGCGGGCGCGGCGCCGGCGGCCGCCCGCUGCCCGACCACGCGCGGCCCUCGGCGCGCCACGACGCGCUGCACACGCUGCUGGCUGAGACGGAGCGUGGGGGGCGCUCGCCGCUGCACGUGUUGUGCGCGCACGACGCGCGCGCGUGCGUGCGGCUGCUGGAGCAGAGUGCGCGCGAGCCGCCCUUCGCCGGCCCGCUCGGCAAGCAGAACCGUCUGCGCGUCGCGCGCGCGCUGCUCGCCGUCGCGCAUCUAUUGCAGGUACCUGACGAUCGGGUCGAAAUACUAGAAUUUGUCACCGGCCAACUCAGCACGGGCGCGCUGCCGGGCGACCGCGAGGUGGUGUCGGGCGCCAAGGAGCUGGCGGCGUGCACGGCGGGCGAGCGCUCCGACCGCGCCUGGCUCGCCCUGCUGCUGCGCGCGCCCGCCACGCCCGCCGUGUCCCUGCCCGGCGCGCCUGCUGUCGCCGUCGCCGCACCCCCGCCCCCGCCCCCGCGCCCGCAGCUCGCCGCGCACCGCGCCGCCGCCGCCGCCGCCACGCGCCCGCGCGUCCUGUGGCGCCUCGACGUCCUCCUCGACAACCACGCCGAGGCUCUGCCGAGGUUUUUCGAGAUAGAGAACCCGUCCACCGCCGACGUCGACGAGCUUUUUGAGUAUCUCGCCUCGCGAACGGAGGCCGAUUGCGUCGGUGCGAAGAAGCAGAUGGAGGACUACCUCUCGAAGCUUAUCGAGCUCCGCCCGCGGGCUACGGCCGCGUUAGUAACCGACCAGUUCUCUGACAUUCUUUCGACGACUCUGAGAACUGUAGCGAGCGAUUGCGCGCUCGAGUUUGCCGAUUGCCUCCUUGAGGCGGGGCGCCUGCGAGGUGAGGCCGCCGCGGCCCACUUUCGCAACCUGUGCGCCCGGCGACCCGCGACCGCUAGUGCCUUUUUAGAAAAAAAUCCGGGCAUGUUGCGACCGGAGGAGGCGCUCGCGAUCGUCCGCGAGACGGGGGCUCGGGAGGCGGAGCCGGCAUGCUUGGAAGCGACGGGGGAUCCCGGAGCCGCCCUGGAUGCUCUUCUAAAUCUCGUCUCCGACGCCGAGGGGGAGACGGAAACCGGAUUGCUGAGGCGAGCGUGCGAGCUGUGCACGAGAGUCACGCCCGGCGUGCCCGCAGAAACCGCGGGCGGAAUGUGGGCACGGUUAUUAAAACGCGCCGAGAGCAUGCCGCCGGCGCUGCUUUUAGAGGCGGCGGCGUAUUUGCCUCCGGAGCAGCUAGCCGCACGCGUGUGCUCGGCGCCGCGAGUGGCGCAGGCGGCGCUCGUGGCCGCGAGCGGGCAGCUCGGCGCGUGGGAGUGCGCGGCGCGAGUGGCCGCGCGUGAGGUGCACGAGGCUCUGGCGCUCGCACUGGCGACGGCGCGGCGCGGGGUGGCGGUGCGCGGGCGCUGCACGCGCUGCGGGCGGGCGCUGGGCGCGGCGGACGGCGCGUGCCGCACGACACACUGCGCGCGCGCGUGCCACAUGUCGUGCGACGCGGGCGGCGCGUGCCACGCGUGCGGCGCGCGCGUGCCGGACGCGGUGGUGUCGGUGCCGCCGCCGCGCGCGCCCGUGCCGUCUGCGCCUGCGUCACAGGACCACAGCCUACAGUUAGUCGCCCCGCCUAGACCUGAUCUAGAAGGUAUCGUCUAAAGACCUACAUGUAUUUUUA
Molecule: messenger RNA, 3652 nt
Organism: Cydia strobilella
Lineage: Eukaryota; Metazoa; Arthropoda; Insecta; Lepidoptera; Tortricidae
Gene: Vps8
Product: vacuolar protein sorting-associated protein 8 homolog
Exons: 9
Coding region: 163-3633 (1156 amino acids)
Biological process (GO): endosomal vesicle fusion; protein targeting to vacuole
Cellular component (GO): late endosome; HOPS complex
Molecular function (GO): protein binding
Source: RefSeq, a predicted model, not a curated record